Hyla sarda is the source of this 834-nucleotide messenger RNA. Its product is annotated as nicotinamide N-methyltransferase-like. Gene Ontology annotation, molecular function: N-methyltransferase activity. NCBI's taxonomy places the organism in Eukaryota, Metazoa, Chordata, Amphibia, Anura, Hylidae. The coding region runs from base 1 to 834 and encodes 277 amino acids. The transcript has 3 exons. Gene Ontology annotation, cellular component: cytosol. The record is from RefSeq and is a predicted model, not a curated record.
AUGGAUCCCAGCUCCUAUAAACUUUAUCAUGAACAUGGAUUCGAUUCCAGACAACAACUGGAGAGUUACUUUUCAGAUCAACAAGAAAUAGUCUUUGGAGAGGAUGUCUUAAAAUUCCCCAUUGAAAAUCUUGCCAAAACUUUCACAAUGGGUCAUAUUAAAGGAGAUGUCCUCGUUGACCUUAGCCUUGGUCCUUUGGUUCAUCACCUCUAUGCCGCCUGUGAGUUCUUCAAACACAUCAUAGUCCUGAAGGUCAGUGACAGAUGCAUCAUGGAGCUGAAGAGAUGGCUGGACACACGGACAGGAGCAUUUGAUUGGGAACAUGCUGCAAAACUUCAUGUGGACUUAAUAGGAAACAGUGACCAGUUACAGGACAGAGAAGGAAAAGUGAGAUCAGCAGCUCAACAUGUUAUGAAAUGUGACCUUGAGAAGGAAAAUAUGACUGAUCCGAUAGUUUUACCACCAGCAGAUUGUAUCAUCAGUGUUUGGUUCCUAGAAGCUAUCUGUAAAGACCAAGAUGAUUACAGGAGAUAUCUCAGGAAGUUCUCAGAGAUGCUAAAACCUGGAGGACAUCUUAUAUUAAUUGGGGCUUUAGAUGUAACAUAUUUCACAGUUGGGAAAGACAAGCUUCAUGCUUUCCCAUAUGAUGAGGAUUUUGCCAGGAAAUCUCUAGUUGGAGAAGGUUUUGUUAUUGAUUUCUGUAAGGUUAAGGCGAGAACGGCUGUGAGUGACCUAUCUGACUAUAAAAGUGUUAUAUUUAUUGCAGCUCACAAGAGUUUAUGUGUAGAGUCUAAAAGAAGUAAUUCAACAUUAAGUAUAAUAAUAAAUAAAUAA